Molecule: messenger RNA, 2018 nt
Organism: Lutzomyia longipalpis
Lineage: Eukaryota; Metazoa; Arthropoda; Insecta; Diptera; Psychodidae
Product: GTP-binding protein 2
Exons: 2
Coding region: 155-1861 (568 amino acids)
Biological process (GO): translational elongation
Molecular function (GO): translation elongation factor activity; GTP binding; GTPase activity
Source: RefSeq, a predicted model, not a curated record
AGACUGACGGGAUGACGUCACAGAGGCAGUUGACAUUAUGUUGAAUCGUCAACAAAAAUUUUGCGAUAAAAAUAAACUGCUGCAGUAUUUUGUGUUUAUGUUAUCUAACAAGUGUAAAUAAGACGCAAAGGUUGUAUUGGUGGACAACACAGCCAUGGAUACGAAUCGAAUAGAAUCAGAUGGAUUUGUGCUGCACACGGAGAAUAAUGUCUCCGCGGCGGAAUUGAUUGAUUUCGAUCAGGGGAUUCUGCCCCCGGAACCGCAGUUGGGUAAUGUGGAGUACAAACUUAAGCUCAUCAAUCCCUCACAGAUGAGGUUUGAGCACCUUGUGACGCAGAUGAAGUGGCGCCUGAGGGAAGGACACGGGGAGGCUGUCUAUGAGAUUGGGGUGUCGGACUCGGGGCAGCUACACGGACUGGAUGAUGCUGACAUGGACACUUCGUUGCGAACACUCACCCAGAUGGCGGAUAAGUUGGGUGCCACGACGACGGUGUUGAGGCGAAAGUCCGUUGGGUAUCGACGCUCCGUGACUGAGGUGCUUGUGCGGAAGAUUCCCGAUGAUCAGCACAACAUUGAAGUACGUGUAGCUGUCCUGGGUGGAGCUGGUGCGGGGAAGAGUACCCUCCUGGGUGUCCUGACGCAGGGUGUGACGGACAAUGGGCGCGGGAAGGCGCGCCUGAAUAUGUUUAGGCAUGUGCACGAGAUUAAGUCUGGCAGGACGUCCUGCAUCAGUCAUGAAUCUCUCGGAUUUGAUGCCAUGGGCAAUGUGAUAAACUCCAAUACGAACGACAUGAUAACAGCGGAGGAGGUGCGUGAUAAAUCCGCUAAGCUAGUCACGUUCAUGGAUCUCGCGGGGCACCGCAGGUACCUGAGGACAACAGUCCAGGCACUCACUGGCUACUCUCCACACCACGCAAUGCUCGUUGUGAGCUCUGGCGGGAAUAUUGGGGGCAUGACAAAGGAGCAUUUGGCCAUUGUGAAGGCGCUGGACAUCCCCUUUUUCAUUGUCAUCACGAAGAUUGACAUCACACCGCCGGGAACGGUGAUUCAGGAGCUCAAGGACAUUCUAACGUCCAUUGGCUACCGCAAGGUUCCAAUGCUAAUCGACACCUACGACAGUGUCCUCACAGCGAGCUCUCAUCAACUCUCUGAAAAUGUUGUGCCCAUCUUCUGCGUGUCGAAUGUCACGACAGACGGGUUGGGGCUCAUCACGCGUUUCCUGUACGUCUUGUCACCGGGUGUGAGCAAUUCGGAGCGCGAACGGCUCGAAUUGGAGCCGUGUGAAUUUCACAUUGAUGAAAUCUUUCGAGUUGAGGAUGCUGGCGUGGUUGUGGGUGGAUUACUCGUGAAGGGAGUCAUCACGGAGGGGACCUGCCUCAAUGUAGGACCCCUCCCGGAUGGUUCCUUCAACGCUGUCACUGUGGCAACAAUUCAUCGCAAUAAGGCCCCCUGCAGGGUGGUGCGUGCUGGACAGAGUGCAUCACUCUCCUUUACAGCCACCGGAGACUUACCCACCCUCCGCAGUGGCAUGGUGCUCGUGUCCACGGACUUGGGAUCUCCAGCCGAACCCUACGGCACACUGUACUUCCAGGCCAAGGUGUCGGUACUCUACCAUGCCACGUCCAUCUACAAGGGCUUUCAGACAACCGUGCACAUUGGCAGCAUCCGCCAGACCGCCAUAAUUGAGGGAAUAAUGGGUGACAGGAAGUUGCGGACAAAUGACAGUGCCUCCGUACUCUUCAGGUUCGUGAGGCAGCCAGAAUACGUGCACGAGGGCAUGAGGAUUCUCUUCCGCGAAGGCUCCAGCAAGGGCAUUGGGGUUGUCACGCAAGUAUUCCCCCUAAAUGUGACGCUAAAUUAAUUAAUUCACGUACAGCUUAAAUCUCUCCCAGUUUAGCAACAAUUAUAUUUAUUCUUCAAAAUGAAAUAAUGAGAUUUAUUAACUUUAUUUCUCUUUGCCAUUUUAAAAAAAUGAUGAUGUUCUCUCAAAUAAAUGAAUUUUGAAUUCCUGCCUCCAA